AUGUUCAGCACUAGUUUUGAAGAUUUUUGCGAUUUUAACGAUAGUAUCUGCAGCAAUGAUUCGGGUUUUGAAAGGUCCUACGUAGAUUCAUCGGCUACUCCAGUAUCAGUUAACAGCACACCCAUAAAAAAUGAUACUAUAGAUUUGGGAGUAUCUCUCACACCAACCAAAAAAGAACCCAAUGUCCGUAGGAAACUAUUUGCUGAUAACUACGAAUACUCUUAUCAAGAUUCAGUGGACAUGAAGAAAUUUGAAGAAAACAUGCAUGAAAAUAACAAUACUUCAACUCCUAUAAAAUCUAGAGAAAGAAAACCAAGAGAUCCAAAUAAACCGAAAAGAAAAUAUGCUAAUGGCAAGAAUAGGGUGACAAGAUCCAAAAGUCCAACACAAAUAAUGAAAAUAAAGAGGAAUAGAAGAAUGAAGGCUAACGAUAGAGAAAGAAACAGAAUGCAUAUGUUAAAUGAAGCGUUAGACCGGCUCAGGUGUGUUCUACCAACAUUUCCAGAAGACACGAAGCUAACAAAAAUAGAGACCUUAAGAUUUGCACAUAAUUAUAUUUUUGCUCUUAGCCAAACCUUAGAAUCUCUAGAUAAUGUAAAUCCUGGACAAAUACCACCUGAAGGAUAUGCUUUGAAUUACGAAAAGUUACAAAAUUACUCUAUCACAGGUGAAAAAAUAACCAAAGAUGCGUUUAGGGAAAUAUUUCUUGUACCCAAUAAAACUGAGGAAUAUAACAAUGAUGGUAGUUAUAGAUGUUUUCAAGGAUUCAGUAGACCCUUUCCGAAUGGGUCUAAUUUCAUGCAGACUCCUGAGGGUGUACUGAUAAAUGUUGGGAAUGUUACAGUUUCGGUUAACAAUAAAGGCGGCAAUUGCAUAACAUCUACGACUGGAAGUGGAUUUUUUACAAAUCCCUCUAGUUUCGGAGAUGACACAAUUCAACAAACUUGUUAUAAUCAAAGACAAUUUUCACCUUGUAAAAGUACUAAUGACACUUAUAAUUCAAAUAUACAUAAUGGUUCAGAAGAAUAUUUCAAUAAUACAAACUAUGAAAUAUUUAAAACCGCUUUUGAAAAUGCUAAAAAUAAAAGACCGACAAGAAGUGAAGAUUACUCAAGUAAUUACGAGCCAUACACCAAUUCUAUGUAUGGAUAUAACGAGAGACAUUUUAUUGAUAAUUACUAUGGUCAAAAUAAUUCAUAUUAUAAUGACCAAAGAUGUUAUAGAAAUUUUUAUAACAGAACCAAUAAUGUAGUAAAUGCUCAAAUUUAA
Achroia grisella is the source of this 1269-nucleotide messenger RNA. It is a transcript of the gene tap, whose product is annotated as basic helix-loop-helix neural transcription factor TAP. The record is from RefSeq and is a predicted model, not a curated record. The coding region runs from base 1 to 1269 and encodes 422 amino acids. NCBI's taxonomy places the organism in Eukaryota, Metazoa, Arthropoda, Insecta, Lepidoptera, Pyralidae. The transcript has a single exon. Gene Ontology annotation, molecular function: protein dimerization activity.